This is a messenger RNA of Penicillium angulare, 843 nucleotides long. RefSeq lists its product as uncharacterized. The transcript has 4 exons. Bases 1 to 843 code for a protein of 280 amino acids. NCBI's taxonomy places the organism in Eukaryota, Fungi, Ascomycota, Eurotiomycetes, Eurotiales, Aspergillaceae. The record is from RefSeq and is a predicted model, not a curated record.
AUGUCUUCUAGUCUGACUACAGAGCAGUUGGAAGAAUGGCCUCAAAGCAAAAGACCAGCAAUAUAUGGGGUUUGCGCUGUGAUGCUGAUAUUGGGAAAUGCAUCAGUGCCGCUGCGUAUCUGGGCCCAAUGGAAAAUUCAUAGGCGAACGUUUAUGGAAGAUUAUUUUCUUUUCGCAGCACUGUUAUUAGCCAAUGUUGGCACCAUCACUACAAUAGUUGCAGGGACUGACGGGCUGGGUCUGCAUACAUUCCGCGUAGUAUUGCAAGACCCAACGUACCAGAACCUUGUAGGAGUAUUUGCCUGUUCCCCAGUUAACUGGUAUUGGGAAAAAGUGAACCCGAAUGUCGAGGGAACUGGCACAUGUGUCGUGGCCGUGAAAUACAUUGGCACCCCGUUAAUUCUGAGUAUGGUUUCUGAUUUUUUCAUACUUCUUUUGCCCAUUAUGACUGUACUGGGCUUGCAAAUCAAUAUCAAGCGGAAACUUGGGCUUACAUUAGUCUUUUCUGUGGGUUUCAUAACUUUGGCAUGCUCAAUAGCGCGGGUAACAGUGUUACUUGCUGGAACCGAGAUAGCAGACGACGAGACAUGGACUCUUACAUCAUUCGUGGUGCUCAGUGUUGUCGAACUCACGUCAGCCAUUCUUUGUGCCUCCGCUGUGCCAAUAUUCUCAUAUCUCCGGCUUAUCAUUCGCGGAGGAAAUUCACAGCCGAGUUAUGAGGGCUACAGCUUCAAGGACACACACGCAUCGCGCCUGAGACAUAACCAUGUAACUAGACUGCCCUCCUCAAGUUCCGAGAAUCUUCAUGGAGAAUUUGCUAGACAGGAGGACAUUAAUGUAUAA